Aegilops tauschii subsp. strangulata is the source of this 3338-nucleotide messenger RNA. RefSeq lists its product as uncharacterized. Gene Ontology annotation, molecular function: calcium ion binding; ATP binding; protein kinase activity. Gene Ontology annotation, cellular component: 90S preribosome; nucleolus. The record is from RefSeq and is a predicted model, not a curated record. NCBI's taxonomy places the organism in Eukaryota, Viridiplantae, Streptophyta, Magnoliopsida, Poales, Poaceae. Gene Ontology annotation, biological process: endonucleolytic cleavage in ITS1 to separate SSU-rRNA from 5.8S rRNA and LSU-rRNA from tricistronic rRNA transcript (SSU-rRNA, 5.8S rRNA, LSU-rRNA); protein phosphorylation.
UUCGCGAAAACCCUAGCACGAGCAGCGCCGCCGCCGCCGCCGCCGCCACCCAGCAAUAAAGGCGUCGCCGGAGGAGAUGAGUGGAGAGGGGGAGGGGAGGAGGAGGGUGCUGGACAUCCUCGCGGGCUCCGACGACGACUCGGACGGCCCCGCCGAGGACUACUCCAAGAUCCAGAUCAACGAGGGGUACGCUCGGAAAUUCGAGCACAGGAAGCGGCGCGAGGCGCUGGAGCGCCUCAAGGAGAAGAAGAAGAAGGGCGUCGUCGCCGACCCCGACGACGAGGACGAGGACGACUCCGACGACGAGUCGGAUGAGGACGAGGCCGUCGCCGCCGCCUCGCGCCGCGUCGACCGCCGCGUGCUCCAGGUCAUCCGCCGCAUCCGUAGCGGCGACAGCGCCAUCUUCGACAAGGACGCCAAGGUGUACUCCUCCUCGUCGGAGGACGAGGACGACGCCGAGGGGGAGCCCAAGGAGGGGAAGAAGGCCAAGAAGGAGCGCCCACUGUACCUCAAGGACGUCAACGCCCAGCACCUGCUCGAGGAGGGCCCCGAGUUCGCGGCGCAGGCUGGCCGUGGCAGCAAGUAUGACCGGAUUGCGUACAACGAGCUCCAGAGGGAGGGGCUGAAGGAGUUCCUUGAGGCGGAGAAGAAGGCAUUGGGGGAUGGCGAUGACGAGGAGGACGAUCUGUUCAAGGCGAAGCAGGCUGAAGGAGAUGGUGGCGACAGCGAAGAGGACGAAGACGAGAAGCAGACCGAGGAGCUGUUGGGUGAGGUUUUUGGGGAUGAUGACAAGCUGGAUGAAAAUGAGAAGUUUUUGAAGAAUUACAUCCUCAAUAGGCCGUACCUUGAACCAGUGCCGGAAAAGUUCUCGCUGGAUGAUAUCCAGGAGGUCUCACAGGAAGAGGAUGUGAUCGAAACUCAGGAGGACUAUGAGGAUAUUUAUAAUAAGUUGGGGGAUUAUAAAUUCCGGCAUGAGGAGGUGGAAGCUUCAGAGGGAGUGGUGACUGAUCGGGUAAUGGGACAUCCCCGGGUUGUUGAGGGGUCUGUGAGGAAGAAGGAGAGCGGCAGAAAGAAGCAGCGCAAGAGCAAAGAGGAACGGCUUGCGCGAGCCAAGCAGGAGCAGGCAGAGGAGCUGAAGCAUCUCAAGAAUUUGAAGAAGAAAGAGAUUGCUGAGAAGCUUGAGAAGAUCCGGAUGAUUGCUGGAAUUGAAGGGGAAGCUGCCUGUAAGCUUGGUGCAGAUGACUUGGAGGAAGAUUUUGAUCCAGAGGAUUAUGACAGGAAAAUGCAGGAGAUGUUCGACGACAGCUACUAUGGUGCUGAUGAGGUUGAUCCUGGGUUUGGAAGUGGAGAUGAUUUGGAUUUGGUCAAACCUGAUUUUGACAAGGAAGAUGAAUUGCUUGGGCUACCUAAAGAUUGGGCUCUUGAUGGUAAAGAAGGGUCUACUGCCACUGGUGAGAAGAAAAAGAAGAAGAAAAAUAAGGAGCUUGCAAAUGGUGAGGAGGAAGGCGAGAAAAAGAAGGGGAAGAUCUCUCUCAAGGACAAGGUGGAGCUUGAGAAGGAGCUUGAUGAGUAUUAUAAGCUAGACUACGAGGACACCAUUGGAGAUCUGAAGACACGGUUCAAAUAUAGGCAAGUUCAGCCAAACAGUUUUGGCCUGGAGACGUAUGAGAUACUGCAAUCAGAUGACAGGGAUCUGAACCAAUAUGUAUCCAUGAAGAAGUUAGCACCAUAUAGGGAGGAUGAAUGGCAGGGGUCAAAGGGCGCGCCGAGCUCGGGCGGCCUCCCGCUGUGGAAGCAGGUAUCCAUCUCCGACGCACUGCUCACUAACGAGAUUCUUGUCAUGAGGAGGAUAGUGGAGAACGUCGCGCCGCACCCGAACGUCAUCAGCCUGCACGAUGUCUACGAGGAUGCGCACGGUGUGCACCUCGUCCUCGAGCUGUGCUCGGGCGGCGAGCUGUUCGACAGGAUCAUAGGGCGCGAGCGGUACUCGGAGUUUGAUGCGGCCGCUGUUGUUAGGCAGAUUGCUGGUGGGUUGAAGGCUCUUCACAAGGCAAACAUCAUACACAGGGACUUGAAGCCAGAGAACUGCCUCUUCUCGGACAGAAAAGAAGAUUCCACACUGAAGAUUAUGGAUUUCGGUUUGAGUUCUGUAGAAGAUUUCAGUGACCCGGUUGUGGCGCUGUUUGGGUCGGUAGAUUAUGUUUCACCGGAAGCACUCUCGCGGCAAGAGGUUUCGACUGCAAGUGAUAUGUGGUCUGUUGGGGUGAUUCUGUAUAUUCUUUUAUCCGGAUGCCCACCAUUUCAUGCUGCAACUAAUCAAGAAAAGCAGCAAAGGAUCCUGCAAGGUGAAUUCAGUUUUCAGGAGCACACAUGGAAAACAAUAACUUCAUCAGCCAAAGAUUUGAUUUCCAGUCUUCUUUCCGUCGAACCUUACAAAAGGCCCACAGCAAGCGAUCUCUUGAUGCAUCCUUGGGUGAUAGGAGACUGCGCCAAGCAAGAUCGCAUAGAUGCAGAGGUCGUCUCGAAACUGCAGAGGUUCAAUGCUAGAAGGAAAUUGAGGGCGGCAGCGAUAGCCAGCGUCCUGAGCAGCAAAGUGGCAUUGAGGACAAAAAGGCUGAGGAGUCUUUUGGGAACCCAUGACCUUAGCUCGGAAGAGCUAGAUAACCUGCGGCAACAUUUUGCAAGGAUAUGUGCAGACGGAGAGAACGCCACACUAACAGAAUUCGAGCAGGUGCUGAAAGCAAUGAAGAUGGACUCCCUGAUCCCUCUAGCUCCUCGUGUGUUUGAUUUGUUCGACAACAACCGUGACGGAACCGUGGACAUGAGGGAGAUCCUCUGCGGGCUCUCCAGCCUGAGGAACUCGCGGGGUGACAAUGCUCUCCGACUCUGCUUCCAGAUGUAUGAUGCCGAUCGGUCGGGCUGCAUCAGCAAGGAAGAGCUGGCGUCGAUGCUCCGGGCGCUGCCUGAGGAGUGCCUCCCCGGGGACAUCGCGGAGCCGGGGAAGCUGGACGAGAUGUUCGACACCAUGGACGCCAACGGCGACGGCGAGGUCACCUUCGACGAGUUCAAGGCGGCGAUGCAGAAGGACAGCGCCCUCCAGGACGUGGUCCUCUCAUCCCUGCGCCCCGGGCAGCAGUAGGCUUCUCCAUUCAGAUCCAAUUUGUACUAGUUGAACGUGCAGUCUCCUGUCUGAACUCUGUCUUUCCUCCACCGGCUGCUGUAAAAUGGGAAGGGGAACAAAAACAGUACAUGCUGCGCCGUUUGUGGUUAAACAGUUAAACUCCUGCACGAUAUUAUUUCUAAGGGAGCACCUAUUCAUCUGGUCUGGUGCCUGAAAA